GGCCGGCACUCUUUUCUGCCCCCAAAUACCAUCGACGCAACCACGUUCAGACACGUCAACCAUCACUGCAGACGAUUUGCCUCUUCCAACGCUUAGAGCCAUCACAUAACAUCACAUCGCGAAGCGGCAUGGCAUUCCAUCCAGAAUUCAAGCUGAAUGCCUGGAAGGCCAUGACUGCCGCCGACCGCGCAGACGCUAUCAAUAAGGGAAAAAUCGAUCCUACGGGCCUCACACUUUGGAAGUUUCAUAUGAUUCCACAUAUCGAAGCCACGGAACCAUGGUCCAUAGCCGUCUACAGCGCCGGCUUGCGCUGGAACAAACUCGCCGACGGUGGCGAACAGCAGAUGUACUGGGCGCGCCAUACAACUAGCCUAAUGACCGGCAGCCUGGCUCCGCUAGAGCCUGAGGUCCUGCAUAACUAUUUGGCGGGCAAUUUCCAUGUCCAAUCCGACAAGAUCGGUGACAUCGUCAGCACGGACUCCAAGCCUGUGUUUACUGCCUCUAAACAAGACUCGCACCAGAAAGCCUUGCUUAACGGCACAUGGGAUGUUUCCGCCGAAGCCAUUGGGCGCCGUUCCGGCUCUGUCGACGACACGAGUGUCUCGCCCCCCAAGCACCGUUCGAACGAGAAUAUCGACGGCAAAGAGAACAACUCGAUCAAAGUCCUUAUCCUCGACAAGAACAUGUCGCAUCAAGACCUCUCCGAGCUCGUCGAAUACACGCUCACUCUGGAUUCGGAAGAUGAGGCCUCCCGGCUCCUGCGCCUCAUUGGUAGCCGUUUUGCCGUUGACGGCAGGUCGUUAUACUACUACCAUGCGCAUAACAAUCCAGCACCCUCUUCGUUUUGUCCCUGGCAACAAGUGCCAUCUGUUGAGAAAAGGUACUGGCGAACAGCUACAAAUAGCAUGCUCGUGGCAUUUGGUCAAGGAAAUAUGAGCGGACUUAAAUAUCUGCGCAUCGGUGGCCGCUACAGCAAAUACCAGAAGCGGCCUGAUACCGAGCUUCACUCUAAAGUCGGCUGCCAUCGUGUGUCAGCAACCCAAGACGUCAUCAAGCGUGAGCUCGCACGCAUCAACCAGGCCAUGGAGGGGCGCGGGAGAGAAGCGCUGCUUCGCGGCCUCGGGAGCAUGUUUUCGGAAGAUGGUCAGACUUUGUUCGUCUUCCACGCUGAGGCGUACAUUAACAAGGUUCAGGAACAGUUUCAUGAUGCAGUUCCAUCGUCGAAUGAACUGUGGACGGCGCUCCCGAUGGAUGAUAGGUCCUUCUGGGCGUUUUGCACCUCUAAGCUGACUUCUGCUCUGGCUCGAGGCCUUGGUAACGGCCUCGACCAUCUAAUAACUGGCCCCGGUACGCGCCGUUCACUUCAGAACGAGCACAGGAUUAAGGCAAUCAUGCAACAGUACACAAGCAAUGUUAAUGGGAUUUUGAGUAUGUAGCGUUAUUACUACUAGUUAACGGCAAGUGAAAAUGAUCGAUCUUCCUCCUUUGAGUGCUGCUGGCUACUUAAUCAUUGGCGUGUUCCCAACCAUGGGGGUGGUGCCUCCAUUGACGUUAGCGGGAGCUGUAGAGAUUUAGC
Messenger RNA from Piedraia hortae CBS 480.64, 1576 nucleotides. The record is from the annotation of a GenBank genome assembly. Lineage: Eukaryota; Fungi; Ascomycota; Dothideomycetes; Capnodiales; Piedraiaceae.